GUCUAACUGGAUUGUCAUAUAUAGAAUUAGUUGGACUUAAUAGGCCAAUAUAUCUCCAAAUUGCUGUUGUCUGUCUGCAUGUUAACAGAAAUCUUUGGUUUUCUUUUACUCUUCAGUAAAUAGGAAUUGAUCGACUUUGACCUUACCCGGCCAUGAUUAACAAAGACACUUUGGUUUCAAUAGCUCAUCAAAUUUAUACCAUAGGCUUUGCCGUUAUGUUAUUUUUUGGUAUUUCUUGGGCAUAUGUCGCAGGAUUUCAACUCCUAAUGGGGGAAAAAUUAAUUUUGUUUGGUAUUUACGGAACCCUGGUCAUUGGACACUUCUUAUUGCAAACAAUCUUUGCUCUGGUUGAGCACUACAAGAUGAAAAAUAUUAUUCCACCAUGCUGCAACACUAAAUCUGUGGCGAUAACCAUAUCAGCUUAUCAAGAGGAUCCUUCAUAUUUAGUACAGUGCCUCAAUUCUGUGAAAAGCAUUCAGUACCCUAUCCACAAGUUGAAAAUUAUCAUGGUUAUUGAUGGGAACUCAAAAGAAGAUCAAUACAUGAUGGACAUAUUCAAGGAUAUUUUCUGCGAGGAAGAUAUCGGAACAUUUUUAUGGGAGGGAAACUAUCAUUCUAGAAAUUUUAAUAGAAUUGUGCGGAAUCAGGAAGACGAUAACAGCAAAAUGUCGCAAAGAAAUCCUGUCAAUCUGUUUUAUGGGGAGGCGUGUAUCGGAAAUCCAGAAAGACUGGCGGUGGAGUCACUAAUCCACACAAAGCGUUGCAUUUGCAUUAUGCAGAAAAAGGGAGGAAAGAGAGAAGUGUUGUACACAGCCUUCAAAGCUAUUGGCGAUUCGGUGGAUUACAUUCAGGUCUGUGAUUCUGAUACAAAACUUGACUCGCAAGCAACUGGAGAACUGGUUAAAGUCUUGGAUUCAAAUGAAAGCUGCGGAGCAGUCGGAGGUGAAGUGCGAAUUCUCAAUGUCAAUGAUUCCUUCAUUAGCUUCAUCAGCAGCCUGCAUUAUUGGACUGUGUUCAAUUUGGGACGAGCUUGCCAGUCUUAUUUUAAUUGUGUCUCCUGCAUCAGUGGACCUUUAGGGAUGUACAGGAAUAAUUUGAUCCAACAAUUAUUGGAGCCCUGGUACAAUCAGAGAUUCCUAGGAGUCCGGUGCACAUUUGGGGAUGAUCGUCAUUUAACUAACAGGGUACUCAGUCUGGGCUAUUCCACCAAAUACAUGCCCAAGGCUUGGUGCUAUACAGAAACUCCAGCUCAAUAUCUCCGCUGGCUCAAUCAACAAAUACGUUGGACUAAGUCAUCUAUCAUAGAAUGGAUCUACAGUUCCUGCUUCUGGCACAAGCAUAGUCUGUGGAUGACAUAUGAAGCAGUAACUAUGGGGAUUUUGCCAUUCUACAUUUCCGUGUCUGUCAUUAAGCUAUUCUACUACGGCUGUCUCUGGGACAUUCUAUGGAUGCUCCUAUUCCUCCAUGGCUUUGGACUCAUUAAAGCGAUCAAUGCCUCUUCUCUAAAGAGAAGUCCACUGAUGAUCUACCUAUCCCUGUUUCCAACCUUCUACCUGUGGGGGUUACUGCCCAUCAAAUGCUUUUCUCUUGUUACCAUUACCAAUACUGGCUGGGGAACAUCUGGACGCAGAGAGAGAGUCAAGAACUACAUCCCACUUUUUCCUCUCUUAGUUUGGGGCAUUAUUCUCCUUGUGGGUUUAAUUGAGACACUCUUCACAGAGUUUGAAGGUGCAUGGACCCAUCAGCAGCAGUUGUCAGAAAAAGAUUAUAUUCUUUACAGUUCAAUGACAUUAUUUUUAUUUUAUACAAUUCUAAUAUCAACCUACCAUCUGUGGUCUUGGCACCGACAUAGAAGAAGCACUGCAAUGUAUCGUGUUGAAGUGUAG
This is a messenger RNA of Amblyraja radiata (thorny skate), 1886 nucleotides long. RefSeq names its product hyaluronan synthase 1-like. The coding region runs from base 153 to 1886 and encodes 577 amino acids. Gene Ontology annotation, molecular function: hyaluronan synthase activity. Gene Ontology annotation, cellular component: plasma membrane. Lineage: Eukaryota; Metazoa; Chordata; Chondrichthyes; Rajiformes; Rajidae. Gene Ontology annotation, biological process: extracellular matrix assembly; polysaccharide biosynthetic process; hyaluronan biosynthetic process. The record is from RefSeq and is a predicted model, not a curated record. The transcript has 4 exons.